AUGAUUGGCGAUAUUGCAGAUUCGCAAAGAUGCUUGCCUCCAUUACACCGGCCGCUGCAGCUGCGUAGCGUUCGCCUUCGGUCGCACCCAGCUCUCUUGGCGAUUACUUUCAUUGCAAGACACAAGCUCAUCAUAUCGCAAAGGGCCGCCGGAGAGGAGGCCCGAGCUAGACAGUUGCAACAGCUCAAAGAACAAAUUCGCAGCUACGUCCUCGUGACUUUGGGUCUGGUGAUCUCCAAGUCGUACCGCAAUCAUUAUACCGACCCUUCUCCAAGCAACACAGAACCGCACCAAAGGCCAGUGCGCAUCAGCCUGGACCUGAAGAUCGAAUUACACGGCUUGGAGAUCGAGGCUGGACUUGCGCUUCUGCUGCUCCUGAUCCUCUACGGACAAGUCCUAGAGGCGUCUCGCAACCACGGAACCGAAAUUCAUGGCAAUGGAAAUGUUAUUGAAAUGAAUGUCACCAAUAACAAUAACAUCAAUGGCAAUGACAAUGUUGUCACUGAAAUAGGCAUAGAAGGAAAAGCAAAAUUGAAAGUGCCCCUUCCAUAG
Pestalotiopsis fici W106-1 is the source of this 552-nucleotide messenger RNA. RefSeq lists its product as uncharacterized. The transcript has a single exon. The coding region runs from base 1 to 552 and encodes 183 amino acids. Lineage: Eukaryota; Fungi; Ascomycota; Sordariomycetes; Amphisphaeriales; Sporocadaceae. The record is from RefSeq and is a predicted model, not a curated record.